Dipodomys ordii (Ord's kangaroo rat) is the source of this 1699-nucleotide messenger RNA. RefSeq names its product protein inhibitor of activated STAT, 4 (gene Pias4). Gene Ontology annotation, biological process: protein sumoylation; regulation of transcription by RNA polymerase II. The transcript has 10 exons. Gene Ontology annotation, molecular function: zinc ion binding; SUMO ligase activity; transcription coregulator activity. NCBI's taxonomy places the organism in Eukaryota, Metazoa, Chordata, Mammalia, Rodentia, Heteromyidae. The coding region runs from base 1 to 1509 and encodes 502 amino acids. The record is from RefSeq and is a predicted model, not a curated record.
AUGGUGAUGAGCUUCCGCGUGUCCGACCUCCAGAUGUUGCUGGGAUUCGUGGGCCGCAGCAAGAGUGGCCUGAAGCACGAGCUGGUCACCAGGGCCCUGCAGCUGGUGCAGUUCGACUGCAGCCCGGAGCUGUUCAAGAAGAUCAAGGAACUCUACGAGACACGCUAUGCCAAGAAGAACGUGGAGCCUGGCCCACAGCCCCACCGGCCCCUGGACCCUCUUACCGUGCACUCCACCUACGACCGGGCUGGCACGGUACCCAGGACUCCGCUGUCGGGCCCCAAUAUUGACUACCCUGUGCUCUACGGAAAGUAUCUAAAUGGACUUGGACGAUUGCCUGCCAAGACCCUCAAGCCAGAAGUCCGCCUGGUGAAGCUGCCCUUCUUCAACAUGCUGGACGAGCUGCUGAAGCCCACCGAGUUAGUCCCACAGAACGCCGAGAAGCUUCAGGAAAGUCCCUGCAUCUUCGCCCUGACACCCAGACAGGUGGACCUCAUCCGGAGCUCCAGAGAGCUUCAACCUGGAGUGAAAGCCGUGCAGGUGGUCCUCAGAAUCUGCUACUCAGACACCAGCUGCCCUCAGGAGGACCAGUACCCCCCGAACAUCGCCGUGAAGGUCAACCACAGCUACUGCUCCGUCCCGGGCUACUACCCUUCCAACAAGCCUGGCGUGGAGCCCAAGCGGCCUUGCCGGCCCAUCAACCUCACCCACCUCAUGUACCUGUCCUCGGCCACCAACCGCAUCACUGUCACGUGGGGAAACUACGGCAAGAGCUACUCCGUGGCGCUCUACCUGGUCCGGCAGCUGACGUCGUCGGAGCUGCUGCAGAGGUUGAAGACGAUCGGGGUGAAGCACCCCGAGCUGUGCAAGGCACUGGUGAAGGAGAAGCUGCGCCUGGACCCCGACAGCGAGAUCGCCACCACGGGCGUGCGGGUCUCCCUCAUCUGCCCGCUGGUAAAGAUGCGGCUGUCGGUGCCCUGCCGGGCAGAGACCUGCGCCCACCUGCAGUGCUUCGACGCCGUCUUCUACCUGCAGAUGAACGAGAAGAAGCCCACAUGGAUGUGCCCGGUGUGCGACAAGCCUGCCCCCUACGACCAGCUCAUCAUCGACGGGCUCUUGUCCAAGAUCCUGAGCGAGUGUGAGGAUGCGGAUGAGAUCGAGUACCUGGUGGACGGCUCGUGGUGCCCAAUCCGUGCCGAGAAGGAGCGGAGCUGCAGCCCCCAGGGCCCCAUCCUGGUGCUUGGCGCCUCCGAUGCCAGCGGUCUCCUGCCGCCCCCCAGCGUGAACAGUGGCGGUGGCAGCGGCCCGCUGGGCAGUGCGGGCGGCGGGCCGGGUGCCCCGGGUGUGGAGAAUGGGAAGCCGGGAGCCGAUGUGGUGGACCUUACGCUGGACAGCUCAUCUUCCUCAGAGGACGAGGAGGAAGAGGAGGAGGAGGAUGACGAGGACGAGGAGGGUCCUCGGCCCAAGCGCCGAUGCCUCUUCCAGAAGGGCCUGGUGCCAGCCUGCUGACCGCGGGCCGCUGGACACUCACUGGUGCUCACCAUCGAGGGCGGGCGCGCAGGCGCGGGGUGCGCGGGGAGGAGGAGGCCUUUGCUUUCCUUUCGUGGGUCACUUUGUUUUCUCCGCUCCGCCCCUGGCUCCCGGCACCUGUACCUCUGGACUCCUCUGGGGGAUUAAAAAAAGUAAAAUGACAAAAAAA